This is a messenger RNA of Nyctereutes procyonoides (raccoon dog), 939 nucleotides long. Its product is annotated as olfactory receptor 2C1. The transcript has a single exon. Bases 1 to 939 code for a protein of 312 amino acids. Gene Ontology annotation, cellular component: membrane. NCBI's taxonomy places the organism in Eukaryota, Metazoa, Chordata, Mammalia, Carnivora, Canidae. Gene Ontology annotation, biological process: G protein-coupled receptor signaling pathway. Gene Ontology annotation, molecular function: G protein-coupled receptor activity; olfactory receptor activity. The record is from RefSeq and is a predicted model, not a curated record.
AUGCCAGAGGCCAACGACAGCUUCCUGGAGGGUUUCGUUCUGAUGGGUAUAUCUGACCAUCCCCAGCUGGAGAUAAUCUUUUUCAUGGUCAUUCUCUUCUCUUACUUACUGACUCUGCUUGGGAACUCAACCAUUAUCCUGCUUUCCUGGCUGGAUGCCCGGCUCCAUACUCCCAUGUACUUCUUCCUCAGCAACCUCUCCACCCUGGACCUUGCUUUUACUACUAGCUCAGUCCCGCAAAUGCUGAUCAACUUAUGGGGACCAGAUAAGACCAUAAGCUAUGGUGGCUGUGUGACCCAGCUCUAUGUUUUCCUCUGGCUAGGGGCCACUGAGUGUAUCCUGCUUGUGGUGAUGGCGUUUGACCGCUAUGUGGCAGUUUGCCGGCCCCUGCACUACACCACCAUCAUGAACCCUCGGCUCUGCUGGCUGCUGGCUGCCAUUGCAUGGCUGGGUGGCUUGAGCAACUCUGUGAUCCAGUCAACGUUCACUCUGCAGCUCCCCUUAUGUGGGCACCGGAGGGUGGACAACUUCCUGUGUGAGGUACCUGCCAUGAUCAAACUGGCCUGUGGAGACACGAGUCUCAAUGAGGUUGUGCUCAAUGGUGUCUGCACCUUCUUCACUGCUGUCCCACUAAGUGUCAUCCUGAUCUCCUACUGCUACAUAGCUCAGGCAGUGCUGAAGAUCCACUCAGUCGAGGGACAGAGAAAGGCCUUUAAUACGUGCCUCUCACAUCUGGUGGUGGUGUUGCUCUUCUAUGGCUCAGCUAUCUAUGGGUAUCUCCUUCCAGCUAAGACCAGCAACCAGGACCAGGGCAAAUUCAUUUCCCUCUUCUACUCUGUGGUCACACCAAUGGUGAACCCUCUCAUCUACACUCUGAGAAAUAGGGAGGUAAAGGGAGCACUAAGGAGGCUGCUGGGAAAGGGAAGAUCACUUGGCUGA